UUUACAGAGGACGCGGCGGGGCGGGGCUGCGCGCGAGGCGGGGCUGCAGCCGCUCCCGGGACCGCCCUGCCCAGGCGCCGCGGGGCUCGGCGCGGCUACGUGCAGAAUCCCUCUAGCUAAAACGUAAUGUCAGAUUGGGCAAGUACUGUGGAGGAACGGCAAUGUCUGGUGGAGAACAGAAACCAAAGAGGUACUAUGUGGGUGUGGACGUUGGAACAGGCAGUGUCCGUGCAGCUCUGGUGGACCAGAGUGGGGUCCUGUUGGCUUUUGCAGACCACCCAAUUGAGAAGUGGGAGCCCCAGUUCAACCACCAUGAGCAGUCCUCCGAGGACAUCUGGGCUGCGUGCUGUGUUGUCACAAAGAAAGUUGUACAAGGGAUUGAUUUAAACCAAAUUCGAGGACUUGGGUUUGAUGCCACGUGUUCUCUGGUUGUUUUGGAUAAGCAGUUUCACCCUUUACCGGUCAACCAUGAAGGGGAUUCCUGUCGAAACGUCAUUAUGUGGCUGGAUCAUCGAGCAGUCAGUCAGGUCAAUAGGAUCAAUGAGACCAAGCACAGCGUUCUCCAGUACGUCGGCGGGGUGAUGUCUGUGGAAAUGCAGGCCCCGAAGCUUCUGUGGCUGAAAGAGAACUUGAGAGAGACUUGCUGGGAUAAGGCGGGACAUUUCUUUGAUCUCCCUGACUUCUUAUCAUGGAAGGCAACAGGUGUCACAGCACGGUCUCUCUGCUCUCUGGUGUGUAAGUGGACCUACUCAGCAGAGAAAGGAUGGGACGACAGUUUCUGGAAAAUGGUUGGUUUGGAAGACUUCGUUGCAGAUAAUUACAGCAAAAUAGGAAACCAAGUGCUACCUCCUGGAGCUUCUCUUGGAAAUGGGCUCACACCAGAGGCAGCAAGAGACCUUGGCCUUCUCCCUGGGAUUGCGGUCGCAGCCUCACUCAUUGAUGCCCAUGCAGGAGGACUAGGAGUGAUUGGGGCAGAUGUGAGAGGGCACGGCCUCGUCUGUGAGGGGCAGCCAGUGACGUCACGGCUGGCUGUCAUCUGUGGAACGUCUUCUUGUCACAUGGGGAUCAGCAAAGACCCGAUUUUUGUACCAGGGGUCUGGGGGCCUUAUUUCUCAGCCAUGGUACCUGGGUUCUGGCUGAAUGAAGGUGGUCAGAGCGUUACUGGAAAAUUGAUAGACCACAUGGUACAAGGCCAUGCUGCUUUCCCAGAACUACAAGCGAAGGCCACAGCCAGAUGCCAGAGUAUAUAUGCAUAUUUGAACAGUCACCUGGAUCUGAUUAAGAAAGCUCAGCCUGUGGGUUUCCUUACUGUUGAUUUACAUGUUUGGCCAGAUUUCCAUGGCAACCGGUCUCCCUUAGCAGAUCUGACGCUAAAGGGCAUGGUCACCGGAUUGACACUGUCUCAGGACCUCGAUGAUCUUGCCAUUCUCUACCUGGCCACAGUUCAAGCCAUUGCUUUGGGGACUCGCUUCAUUAUAGAAGCCAUGGAGGCAGCAGGGCACUCGAUCAGUACUCUUUUCCUGUGUGGAGGCCUCAGCAAGAAUCCCCUUUUUGUGCAAAUGCAUGCAGACAUUACUGGUGUGGCCUUAUCCUGCACAGGCAUGCCUGUGGUCCUGUCGCAAGAGGUGGAGUCUGUUCUUGUGGGUGCUGCUAUUCUGGGUGCCUGUGCCUCAGGGGAUUUCGCUUCUGUACAGACUGAGUCUCACUCUCUCACCCAGGCUGGAGUGCAGUGGAGAGAUCUUGGCUCACUACAACUUCCACCUCCCGAGUUCAAGUGAUUCUCCUGCCUCAGCCUCCUGAGUAGCUGGGUCUACAGGCUGACAUUCCCUGCUCCUGGCUCUGGUCCCACCACUGCCUCCUAUCAUCGCUUGAUUCCUAAGAGGGGUAGCAGCUGUCUGCUGUUGGUAACCUGUGUGUGGCUUCAACAACCUGUUUGGCUUCUAAGUUUCUUAUGUCACCAAUGAAACUAAAUUCUUAUAUUUAAUUCCUGCUGUUGAAAGACCUAGCAUAGUUUCAGCUAUUGUGACUGGACUCUGACUGCUAUCACUGCUUUUAAAUACUAAGAGACAGUAGUCCUUACAGAGAAUUCACUUCUCCUCUCCAUGUUGGAAUGAGCCAAGCCAACUGGAGAAGGGAUGGCUGGUUAUCACAGAGAUGUACUAACUAAAGCUCAAAAGACAAGAAAUUGCCCUAAGCAUCUUUGAUGAAUACUGCCAAUACUGAGUUUGGCACUGAGGCCUGGAACCUCAGGUAGCUUACCCCUCUCUGAGGAGACAAGACUUCAGUACAAGUCAUAGCCAAGCGCAGUACGAGGUAGUGUCUAGUCAUAAGGAAUAGGAACUCCUCUUUCUUGAGCCAGAGCCCUGGACCAUUCACUAUUCUAGGUGAGUCACUAUAAUAGGUAUGUGAUUAUUCUCAUACCCCAAAUAAGGAAAUGGAGGCUCAGAGAGGGCAAGUGAUUUGCCCAGAGUCACACUACUAUUAAGAAGUAGUCUUAGCAACUUACAUUUGUAUAUCCUGGAACCUGUGUUUAUUGAACUUAUAUCUGUUCCUCAGAGUUUUCUAAGCUUUUUGUCAGUUUUAAAGCAGAUAAUAAGAAAACUGCAUACAUAAUUCAUAUUACCCUGGUAUGAUAGAAAUGACCUUACAGAAACAAUAUUCAACCUUAUUCACCUAAUUCUCAGAACAGGUUUAUGUGGAAAGUUUAUUGUGUUCAUUUUUUACAGAUGAGAAAGCAGACUCAAAAAAGUAAAGGAACUUACCCAAGUUCACACUGAAUGUUUAUAUUCAACCUAGAAUUUGAAUGCAGGUUUUUCUGUCCCCAAGCACAUGCUCUUUCCACUUGGUGACAUCCAAGAACUGGACUACAUGUAGUAUAAGACCAAGUGUUGUGUUUUUUGUUUUUUGUUUUUUUUGAGACGGAGUCUCACUCUGUUGCCCAGGCUGGAGUGCAGUGGCGUGAUCUUGGCUCACUGCAACCUCUGCCUCCUGAGUUCAAAUGAUUAUCCUACCUCAGCCUCCUGAGUAGCUGGGAUUACAGGUGCCCCCGUCACACCGGGUAAUUUUUAUAUUUUUAAUAGAGAUGGAGUUUUCACCAUGUUGGCCAGGCUGGUCUCGAACUCCUGACCUCAGGUGAUCCACCCACCUUGGCCUUCCAAAGUGCUGGAAUUACAGGUGUGAACCACCCCACCCAGCUUAGAAAUUUUUUUAAAGGUUGGGGAGCAAGGCCAGGUUCCCCAUCUUCCAGGAACAGACAGUUGGGUUAGAGAAGUAUAUGUAAAGUGACCUGAAACCAGAGAGUGCCAAUGCAUAAUCUACUCUCUGGUAGUGACUACCAGCAGGAAAGAGAAACCUGGUUUUGUGUAAGAAAUGGGGCUUGAAAUGGGCUGGAGUGGAAACAUUAACUUAGGAAAGGUAGAAAACCAGCAGGAAAAGGGCUUUUUAGAUAGAGGUGCUGGUGAGAGCAAAGGAACAGAUGCAGACAGAACGGAGAUCAACCGUAACUCCUGGGAAAGGUCCUAGUUCAGGAGUAGUGAAAGAGAAAGUUGGAUACAUAGGACCACAGCUGAUUACAGGUGAGGGUUGUUAACCACAAACAGAUCAAUUAGGAAUUUGAUCAGCAGUCUUGGGAGUACCUGUUGCUCAGUAUUCCCUCAUCCUUUAACUGUCUUAAAAAAAUGUUGCAAGCUGAUAGUCUCACUUUAAAAAAAAUUAACAACAUUAAGUGCUUCUUAGAUAAUACUGCUUUCUGCUUCAAAAAAAAAUAGCUUGUAAAAAAGUCAACCUGUGAGUAAUAAUAAAAGUUUAUUACUUAUCUCUAACAGUUUUGAAGAGUCUCUGAAAUAGAAGGGGAAUACUCUUUAAAUAUCCCUAGAAAUGCUAUCCUCUUUCACAACAGUUCCUUUGCAUACAGAGUGUUAUAAAAUAAGACAUUGGAGAAUUUCAGGAUGGAGAAGGCACCUUCUGAAGCAAUGUCAUUGAGAGAUGGGGAGCAAGCCACUUUGUACCAGCUCAAAAUCUAAACCCUCCUCCCUCCCCCCAGCCCCCUCCCUGACACCUAGCCCUGGAGGAGCCUGUAUGUUGGAUGGAGUUGAUGGCAGUGAAAUUCCUACCAAGUUGGCUCUCUCAUUUUCACCUGUCAGCGUCUCUGAUGAAGAGGGAUCUUGGCAAACCAGACUGGUUUGGAUAAUUGGACUGUUGCAGUUGUCUUUAUCUCAGUAAAUUGACUAACCACUACAGAGGCUGGAGGAGAAAUUUAUAGAAAAUCCUAAAAUGGAGAUUGAAGCAAGUGUUUCAAUGACUAGGAAAGAGCAGGCCUUUGUGAGUUUCCAGCAUAUUAUAGUAUGGUGGGGCACUAGGACUCCUGUCUUCAAGGGGCCCCUAAAAAUGAGGGGGGAUUCAUUUAGUAUGUGCCAGCUGUCAUUUAAGCCCUUUUUGGUUAUUCACUCACUUAGUCCUCACAACGAUCCCAUAAGACCCUGAUAUUAGUUGUACUUUGCACACAAGGAACCUGAAUCACAAAGACAGCAAGUGCUUCCCUGUGGUUAGAUAGCUAGUAAGAGGUGAAGCUCAGAUACGAACCCAGAUUUUCUAACUCUGUGGUCAGUUCACUAUGAAAUACUGAAACCCAUUUCUGUAAAGUUCCUCUGGGAAACUCACCUUGGUGAGGCCCAUCUCUGUACAGCCCUACCCCUAUGUGCCCAUAUCUCGCUCUGGCCUUAGACGUUGCCGUGUUUGCUGACCGUACUCAAGUGUGAGCUUCCAGAUAAGAAUCCAAGUCUUACUCAUCCUUAGGAAGUAGUCGGUGCUGGAUACGUGUGUGUUGCAGCAGACUGGAGGUGAAGUUUUACAGAGACUUUGUAAUCUCCCUGAAGCUGGCUAAGAAAGCAGCCACCUAUGACUAGUUACACAGAAAGCCAGCCACUUAAGCAGUGGCACUGCUGGGUAUGGACUUAGUUUUAAAGUUGCUAGCAGGUAAAAUCUGAUCUGUGUCUCCAGAAACAAUCUUACUUGUGCACAUUAGCUCUGACUCUAAACUGCUCCUUAAUGAUUCUCACUUGCUCUAAUUUUUCAAAGACUGACUCCUCAGUCAUUAGAGUCUGUUCCAUUACUAGUAACUCAGUGUAUGACCUGGAACAAGAGGUCUACAUCUUUGGGACACAGUUUCCUCAUCUUUAAACUGAAAGAAUCAGGUUCCGGUUUUCAAAAAUAUAAAGCAGUGGAACCUUUGGGAGGCCAAUAUAUAAAACAGAAGGUGAACUGUGCCUCUGGCUUAUUUAUCACACCCUCUUUCCCCACUGCCUGGCAGCCUUGGAGGGUCUCUGCUGAACAUAAGCACUGGACUAGAUCUUUUCAAAGGAAAUAACCCAAAAUGUUUAAAAUGUUUAAUAAUGAUACUUAAUAAUUCAGUAAUAAAGUCACUUCAAAAUAGCCUAGCCUACCUUGAGAAAAGCAGGUUGGAAGGCCUCACCAUGGGACCGCUGUGCCUGUCUGUGUGACUGUCAGACACUGUGUGCUCCAGGCAGGGAGGGGUGUCAGCUUAACCUGAUCAUGUACAGUGGGUUGGGAAAGCUAACGCCUCUGGGCCUCAUUCUCCUUGGCUGGAAACAGACUGCGUGUCGUGGCACUGGGGAAUUAGAAAUUCUAUCCAGCCACUCUUGGAGAUUGAUUUUCCGUCUGGGGAUCUGACCUCUUGCUUCACUAGCAGAGGGGAUCAGACUGUUCUGGGAGGAGUCAAUGAGCUGGCCCUCAGAAAAGCCUUCCCUUUCUUUUUUGUUCUUUUUUUUAACUGUAUGUUUCAAAGGGGAAGUCUGAUUACUUUGGGGACUUAACACCACCAGUUUGAAUUCUUCUUGGUACUUAGAGCCUUGAGAUAAUCCAUACCACCCCAACAUCAGUCCUUCAUGCUAAAAGAUUACUGAAGAUUUAAUUCCAUUUAUGUCAUUGGAUUUGUAAAAAAAAAAACCCUUUUGGAUUCAAAGAUGAAUGCCUCAGUUACUUUAUUUUUGUUAUUUUCACAGACCUCUUAUGCAAAUGCCUCAAGAGUAAGAAUCUUGCUCAAGUGAUUUUUGUAUCUCCAAAGGCUAAGCCGGAGCCUGACAUAGAGUAGCUGCUUG
This is a messenger RNA of Callithrix jacchus (white-tufted-ear marmoset), 6116 nucleotides long. It is a transcript of the gene FGGY, whose product is annotated as FGGY carbohydrate kinase domain containing. Gene Ontology annotation, molecular function: D-ribulokinase activity. The record is from RefSeq and is a predicted model, not a curated record. Gene Ontology annotation, biological process: pentose metabolic process; carbohydrate phosphorylation. Gene Ontology annotation, cellular component: cytoplasm. NCBI's taxonomy places the organism in Eukaryota, Metazoa, Chordata, Mammalia, Primates, Cebidae.